Molecule: messenger RNA, 807 nt
Organism: Colossoma macropomum (tambaqui)
Lineage: Eukaryota; Metazoa; Chordata; Actinopteri; Characiformes; Serrasalmidae
Product: cell wall protein DAN4-like
Exons: 13
Coding region: 76-807 (243 amino acids)
Source: RefSeq, a predicted model, not a curated record
ACUGCUGCUUCUAGUAACUCUCCCCGCUCUCACCAGCACAGGCUGAUUUGAAUUCCUAGGCUUCAGUUUAUUGCAAUGGGGUUCCACAUCCUGCUGUGUGUGUCAGCACUGCUGCUAAUCAAUGGUGUCAGCAUCGUAACGUCGGCUACGGUUCCUCCAAGUAUGCCCUCCACCACUACAUCAAGAAGCACUGCUGGUGUCAGCACUUUAACCACGACCACUGUUCCUCCAAGUACAACCUCCACCACUACAUCAAGAAGCAAGACUGGUAUGAGCUCCACAACCACUACUGCUCCUCCAAGUGUCAGCACCAUAACCUCAACUACGUCUCUUACAGGCACAACCUCCACUGCUGGAGCAAGAAGCACUACUAGUGUCAGCUCCAUAACCUCAACCACUGUUCCUACAAGCACGACCUCCACUGCAGGAUUAAGAAGCACCACUGGUGUCAGCUCCGUAACCUCAACUACUGCUCCUACAAACAAGACCUCCACCGCUGGGUCAAGAAGCACUACUGGUGUCAGCCCUGCACCAUCAACCACUGCUCCUACAAGCCCAACCUCCACCGCUGGAUCAAGAAGCACCACUGGUGUCAGCUCCGUAACCUUAACUACCGCUCCUAAAAGCACAACCUCCACCGCUGGGUCAAGAAGCACUACUGGCGUCAGCACUGUAACCUCCACUACGGCUCCUACAAUCUCCACCACUGGUUCAAGGAGCACUACUGGUGUCAGCACCGUAACAUCAACCACUGUUCCUACAAGCACAACCUCCUCAGCUGGAUCAAGAAGCACCACCGCUCUGUAA